GGUGUUUGUGGAGGUGAGUGGUCAGCAGCCAGAGAGACCUCACAAAGAUCCAGCAGCAAGGUGGAUGAGGAGGGACUGGAGCUUGCAGUGUGUAGGCAUGGAGUGCUGCUCAGUGCUCUAAAUAUGUACAGGGGUGACAUUUUUGCUUAUCCCUUGUACCUGCAACAAAAGCUGGCCAAUAGACAUAUCACUUUUUUUGUAUGGAUGUUACCUGCAAGUAUUGGCCAUAUCUUGAAAGAGUAACAAAAAGCUGUCCAGAGCUCCAGCACCUUAUUAGCAUGAAGCCAUUUCUUUCAGUCUUUCAUGCUAAAGCCCACGAUUUCAAAUGUGAGGUGAAAUGGAGUGGAGCAUAUCAAGAUGGGGCUGGUUUGACUCUAGGGGAGGAGGUGGAGCAGUGUAAUGCCUUUUUGUCAAGGAUUGCAGUUACCACAAAACAUAUGUCCAAAGCAGGACGGAGGGACAUGCUAACUCUUAUGGCCAUGCGCUGGAAUCAACAAAAGCUAGACCAGUUGGCCGCCUCUCUGACCCAUCGAUAUCAGAAGGCCACAAAAGCUCUUCUAACCCAGCUUCAGAACCUGGAGUCCUUAAAAGUCCAAUUAGCAGUGACUGACAGUCAACUGGAUGAAUGGGUCAGUGAUGUAAAGGAUUGGGCAGAAGACUCUGUCAGCCUUACAACAAAGAGAAGGGCAUUCGAUAUCAUCAUGGCAAUAAGAAGACUCGAGGAGGAAAAGAAGAUUGUUGUUAGAGAGAUGGACCAUCACUGGAAAUCUCUUUCAAAAUAUGAUGAUACCCUGAAAGAGCUGUCCGGCCUGUUUUCCAGUGAGAUAUUUAAAACCCGCAUCGCACAACCGGUGGUUGGCCCCGCCGGUUCCGUGGCGCCGCUGGAGACCUCGCAUGCGGACACGGUGUUUGCUGUCUAUCCCACUCCGACAAGCUGA
Molecule: messenger RNA, 938 nt
Organism: Oreochromis niloticus (Nile tilapia)
Lineage: Eukaryota; Metazoa; Chordata; Actinopteri; Cichliformes; Cichlidae
Exons: 6
Coding region: 201-938 (245 amino acids)
Source: RefSeq, a predicted model, not a curated record